Olea europaea var. sylvestris is the source of this 2124-nucleotide messenger RNA. Its product is annotated as probable protein phosphatase 2C 27. The record is from RefSeq and is a predicted model, not a curated record. Gene Ontology annotation, molecular function: cation binding; protein serine/threonine phosphatase activity. The transcript is spliced from 4 exons. Gene Ontology annotation, biological process: protein dephosphorylation. NCBI's taxonomy places the organism in Eukaryota, Viridiplantae, Streptophyta, Magnoliopsida, Lamiales, Oleaceae. The coding region runs from base 779 to 1933 and encodes 384 amino acids.
CUGUCCGCCAUGUUGCGAGGAUAGUGUUGAUUACCUGUAGUCGCCGGUCACGAACCGGCAACCACAUUGAAAAGAAAAACAAAAGCAUCCAUAAAUUUCUUUUUCUUUUUCAACUUCCGAACUUUUUUUCGUUUUAUUUUCUUCUUGAUUGAAAUUUCUCUCCAUUUUUUAUUUCUGGGAUUUAUUGAUUGGCUGAGAAGAACAACGGAAAGAGGGCAAAAGAAUCUAUGAGAAUUAUCUGUGUAUUUUUGGGUUAAGUUCAAUUUAUUUUUUAUUUUUGUCGUCAUAGAUAUUGGAUUUUUAUUGUGAUGAUUCUUUAGUUUGUUCGAUUAUAUUUUAGGAGUAAUUAGUUGGUUCCUGGAGUUGGUUUUCAUAAGAUUCCUGUAGCUUAAGUAGGUUGUUGCUUGUCAAGAAUUAUCUUUUAAGAAGAACUGAGUGAAUUUGGUGAAAUUUUUGAAUUCUGAUCUUGGUUUUGAAUUAUCUGUAAGGUCGAAGAGUUUAUUUGAUUUUCAGGGUGUUGAGUAAUACAAGAUUGAUGUCUUAUAUCUUUUAGCCUCUGCUGAGAAAAGAAGUGAACUUGAUUAAGAUUAAGGUUUCUUUGGUAAUUCUCUCGGAGCUUCUUUUAGUUGACUCAUUUAAGUUACAAAGCACUUGGGGAUUGGGAAAUCUGAGCUUUGAGGGUUCGAAAUUUGCCUGGGGUAAUUGCAUUUUUGUCAGGAAGGGAUCUUUUUAGUAAUUUAUUUUGUGUGGAACGUAAGUUGAUGUUUUCGGAAGCAAUAUGGCUGCCGGGACUGAUUUUCCCCCUUUGUUCACUCCCAUAGAAGGUGAUUAUAAUAGUGAUGAUAAUGUCGCUCCUUCUGGGAAAGAUGGUAUGGAUGAUUUGAGGAAAUCCUUGAAUGGUAGACCCCCAAGGAAUCUUUCUAUUGUACGGCAUUCUAUAAGCACUACAACUCUAGUCUCACCCUCAGAUUUGGAUUCUGAUCUUGAGGUGAUUGAAAUCAAGUCACCUUCAGAUGUAAAGUCAAGCUUUAUACCAGUUUUUCGAUCUGGAAGCUGUGCUGAGAAAGGACCAAAACCAUACAUGGAGGACUACCACAUAUGCAUAAAUAAUUUGCCUCAACAUUUAGGCGAGAUUACAAGUUCUCCUUCGCUUGGUGCUUUCUACGGGGUGUUUGAUGGUCAUGGAGGUACAGAUGCAGCAUCAUUCGUUAGGAAUAACAUUCUCAAGUUUAUAGUUGAGGAUUCGUGUUUCCCUGCUUGUAUGGAAAAGGCAAUUAAGAAUGCAUUUCUGAAAGCUGAUUAUGCAUUUGCUGAUGAUAGUUCCCUCGACAUAUCUUCUGGCACCACGGCCCUGACUGCUCUCAUAUCUGGAAGAACAAUGGUGGUGGCCAAUGCAGGUGACUGUCGAGCUGUGCUGGGGAAACGGGGUAGAGCAAUCGAGCUGUCUAAAGAUCACAAGCCUAAUUGCACGUCUGAAAGACUUAGGAUAGAAAAACUUGGAGGAGCCAUAUACGAUGGUUACCUUAAUGGCCAAUUGUCUGUAGCACGAGCCCUUGGAGAUUGGCACAUGAAGGGCCCGAAAGGUUCUGCUUGCCCUUUAAGCUCUGAGCCCGAGUUGCAAGAAACACUAUUGACCGAGGACGAUGAGUUCUUGAUUAUGGGCUGUGACGGGCUUUGGGAUGUUAUGAGCAGUCAGUUUGCUGUUACAAUGGCUAGGAAAGAACUGAUGCUGCACAAUGAUCCAGAAAGAUGCUCAAGAGAGCUGGUUCGGGAAGCGCUGAAGCGCAAUACAUGUGACAACUUAACUGUUAUUAUAAUUUGUUUCUCCCCAGAUCCUCCACCGCGUAUAGAAAUAAUGCAGAGUCGAGUAAGGAGGAGUAUAUCUGCUGAAGGGUUGAAUCUUCUUAAAGGUGCACUUGAAAGUAACUCAUGAGACGAUGGAAAUUGACACUGGGUCCCUUUUAUUUCCAGUGGUCUCGUAGUCUGUAAUUUGUAUCUUUUGAAUCAUGUGUAUAUUUGAGAGGGGUGGUAUUGUACCAAUUGGAUGAACAAAACAUUUAGCUCUGCUAGUGUAGAAUGCAUUUCUACUAAUGCAUAGAAUUUCAGAACCAUUUCAGAGUCCAA